Camelus dromedarius (Arabian camel) is the source of this 3195-nucleotide messenger RNA. RefSeq names its product zinc finger protein 846 (gene ZNF846). The transcript has 7 exons. Gene Ontology annotation, molecular function: DNA-binding transcription repressor activity, RNA polymerase II-specific. Bases 702 to 2192 code for a protein of 496 amino acids. NCBI's taxonomy places the organism in Eukaryota, Metazoa, Chordata, Mammalia, Artiodactyla, Camelidae. Gene Ontology annotation, biological process: negative regulation of transcription by RNA polymerase II. The record is from RefSeq and is a predicted model, not a curated record.
UGGCGGAGAUAGGUUUUCUCUUCUGUCGGCGUAGGGUUUCGGCGCUCAGCCACUUCCUCUCCGGCCUCCCCGGAGAGGAGACUUUCGGAGUCGCGGCGCCUCCUUCCAUCAGCACCCCGUGCUCGAUGCUUCCCGCCUCGGCCCGUCCCCGAGCCUCUGCCCGCCCGCUCCGCCCGCGCGGGUCUCGGUGGUGGCUCUGGGUGCCCUGUGGAGGCGGGGCCUCUUUUCCUUCCGCUGUGCGCCUUUCUUCAAAAGCUGCCAAAGCAACCUUUGUGUCUCUUCCCUAGAAGGAGAAGCAUUUACGUUCUGGUAAACGGCCCCAGCGCCCUCUUCUCCUCACCGACCUGGAGAUUGCGGCGCGUUCUGAGAGAUGUUUGAUGAUUGAGGAAAAAUGUCUGUUGCUGAAUGAUUAAUGUUGCAAACCAGUUACCCAAACGUUCUAGUAGACAAAGAGAAAUUGAGAUCAACCUCUUAAUUUAUUCACAAGCUUCUCUGGAGUGAUCUGAGCAAGAAAUGGAAUGUUCUGGAAACUUUCACGAUCAGAUUCCCAGGAUGGCAGCCCUUGAUCUGACUCAGUUUAUAGGCCUGCGAUUGUUGGAAUUGGAUUGGCUGUUCAGAGUUGAUGCCAUUCUUCUUCUUUCUGAGGUCUGCUUUCUUGGGACCCAUCCUGUCUUCACAAGAGGAAAACCAAGGAGGCACGGAUGGUGGCUGAGUUACUGAUGGGUUCUUCUCAGCACUUAGUGACCUUCGAGGAUGUGGCUGUGAACUUUACCCAGGAGGAGUGGACUUUGUUGGAUCAAACACAGAGAGAUCUCUACAGAGAUGUGAUGCUGGAGAACUACCAGAAUCUCAUGGCACUAGCAGGGUCUGAAUCAUGCAAACCCCAUCUCAACUCUCCUUUGGAAGGAGCAGAAGAGCUGAGGAAAAGAGCAAGAAGAAUUCUGCAGAGUGAGUUCAUGGCAGAAUCGGAUUUGCAGCUUAAAACCAAAGGUUCCGUGCCUCUUCAAGAUAUUUCUGUGGAAAAAACAUCAAAUGGAAUACAAUUGGAGAGCAGUAAUGCUGGACUGAAACCAUACGGCUUUAACCUGUGUGGAAGAGUAUUUAGAGAACACUCGUUUCUUAUGACACACAUGAGAACUCACAUUAGACAGAAAACUACUAAGGGUCAUCAGAGUGGAAAAGCCUUCAAAAAGAACUCUAUUCAUACUUUACUGAAGGAAACCAGUGUCAGGGGGAAAACUUCCGAGUGUGUUCAACAUGAAACAGUCUCCGGGCAGCUUUCAAAUCUCACUGGGCACCAAAAAAUGCAGACAGGAGGGAAAGUGUGUGAAUGCAAAGAUUGUUGGAGAACUGUCGUUAAUCAGUCGUCGCUGAAGGUACGUAGGCGAUACCACACUGGAGAGAAGCCCUGUGUGAGUAAAGAAUGUGGGAAAGCCUUCACUCACCUUACAGAUCGUCUUGGAAUUCACAGUGGGAAAAAGCCCUACUUGUGUAUGGAGUGUGGGAAAGCCUUUACUAGAUCCACAGGACUCAUUUUACACAUACGAAUUCACACCGGAGAAAAACCAUUUGAAUGUAAGGAAUGCGGGAAAGCUUUUAUUCAUUCCUCCUACCUUACAAAACACGUAAGAAUUCACAGUGGAGAGAAACCAUAUUUAUGUAGGGAAUGUGGCAAAACUUUUACUCGUUCCUCAGGACUUGUCUUACACAUGCGAACACACACUGGAGAAAAACCCUGCAUAUGUAAGGAAUGUGGGAAAGCCUUCAAUAAUUCCUCGAUGCUUAAUCAACACGUGAGGACGCACACUGGAGAGAAGCCGUAUGAAUGCAAGCAGUGUGGGAAAGCUUUCACUCAGUCAUCAGGCCUUACUACACAUUUAAGGACUCACACUGGAGAGAAGGCCUAUGAAUGUAAAGAAUGUGGGAAGGCAUUUGCUCGGUCCACAAACCUUAACAUGCACAUGCGAACACACACAGGAGAAAAGCCGUACAAGUGCAGAGAAUGUGGGAAAACCUUCAGGUACUCCACAUGCCUUAAUAUUCACAUGCGAACUCACACUGGAGAGAAGCCAUAUGAAUGUAAGGAAUGUGGGAAAACCUUCACUCAGUCUUCAGCACUUGCUAAACACCUAAGGACGAAGGCAUGUGAAAAGACCUGUAAAUGCUCCUUGGACCUUGGUAUUCACAUCUGAACUCAUCUGGAUAAGGACUUUGUGAAAGUAAAAAUGUGAGAAAGCUUUAUACUCAGUUUUCAUCCUUACAUGCUGUGUGGGAACUUACCUGGGGCAGAAUCUGAAUUCAUAUAUAUAAGGUGUGUGGGAGAGCAGUGCUCGUUCCCACCUUCCAACAUGUGUAAGAACUCACGCUUCAGAGGAAAACCUAGUUAUAAGGCAUUUGGACAAGCCUUUUUGUUGUUGUUCUGAUGUUAAUUUUACACAUCUGAAAUUACUGUAAAAGCCAUUUGAAGGUAAAAAUGAGAUACAGCCUUAAAUUAUUUCACAUGCUUUAAAAGCACAUGAUAACUCACACUGGGGAUAAGUCAUAUAUAUGUAAUGAAUAUGGUAAACCUUUACUUAGUGUUAAGGCCUUAAUAUCCACAAAAGAUUUUGGCAUAAAACCUUAUGAAUGUGAAGGAUACAGGGAGACCUUACACUUACUUUUCAUAUCUUUUAAGAACUCAACAUUAAAAAAAACUCACAGGACAGAGAUGCCUUCUACAUUAAGAAAUCUGAGAGGUCUUCAGAGAUUCCUGAAAGCUUAGCAUAUAAGAAGACUCAUGAAUGUAAGAAACGUUAAAAAUCAUUCUUGUGAUGGGGACAGGGUAUAGCUCAAGUGGUAGCAUGCAUGAGGCCCUGGGUUCAAUCCCCAGCAUCUCCAUUAAAAGUAAUUAAGUCAAUAUACCUAAUUACCUCCAACCCCCCCCCCAAAAGACAAGGGGAAAUAAACCCCUAGAUAUUGGGGAAUGAAGUAAAGAUUACAUAAAUUCUAUAUAUGUUUGUCUGUAUAAUGUGUAUAUGUAUAACAUUUUAAUAUAAGUGCAUAAUAAAUGAAUUAUAUAUAUUGUGUAUAAAUUGCAAAUUAAAACAGAUCUAUGAUUUGACCAAAUUGGAUAUUAAAACUAAUUUAUAUAAGUUAACGUAAUUUUGAUGUAUGAAGAAACUGUAAUAAAGUUUAUAUACUAAAAAGUGUAUAGAA